Messenger RNA from Aplysia californica (California sea hare), 575 nucleotides. Its product is annotated as nose resistant to fluoxetine protein 6. NCBI's taxonomy places the organism in Eukaryota, Metazoa, Mollusca, Gastropoda, Aplysiida, Aplysiidae. The transcript has 4 exons. Bases 24 to 575 code for a protein of 183 amino acids. The record is from RefSeq and is a predicted model, not a curated record.
UUUUGAGCAUCAUCGUAUUCUUUAUGGUAGUGGGCACGGUUUACGACAUCAUCUUCAUACAACGGCCUCUCUGGGCAGCCUCCCAGAAAGAAGACCUUCUGACGAACCAAGAUGAGAAAUCGCGCAAUGGUUACCAUCCAGUGGCGGAGAACGGGGUCGCUACUGUUGAAACAAUACCUCUCGUGAACAAGACGUCUCAGAAAAUUGAACCGGGAAAACUAGCCAAAGCCAUCUUGGCGUUUUCUGUAUACACCAACGCCUCCAAAUUCCUGAACACCUACCAACCGCCCGGAUCUCUUGGCGCUAUCCAUGGCAUCAGAUUCCUCAGCAUGACUUGGGUUAUACUCGGCCAUACCUAUGUGUUUGGAAUUCAGUCAUUUGAUAACGCGGCUGACUACAUGUAUACUGUCUUCGGGAGAUGGUCGUUUGAUGCCGUGGCCAACGCGCUGGUGUCGGUGGAUACCUUCUUUACACUCAGCGGCCUUCUCACAGCAUACUUGGCAGUCAAGGAAAUGAAAAAGAAGAGCUGGAAAAUCAACUGGGGACUUUUCUAUUUCCACAGAUUUUGGAGGUAA